AUGCGCUUGUUUUUAUACAUCUGCUGGAACUUAUGGCAAAACAGAAAUAAAGUUGUUGUUGAAGGUCGUUCUUGUGCACAGGAGGCGAUUUUCAAAAGAGCUAAUUACUUGACUGAGGAAUAUGGAGGUCUUGUGAAAGGUGAACCUAAAUUAAUUGUAGAGAAACCAACCAAAUGGUCUCCUCCUCCUGUUGGUAAAUGUAAACUGAAUGUUGAUGCUGCUUUUAUUCCCGAAACAUAUGUGGGUGGAAUUGUUGAUGUUGUUAGAAAUGACAAAGGGGAACUGAUGGCGGCUAUGGCCCUUCCUCUUGCCACCGCCACCUCACCUAAAUAUGCAGAGAUCAUGGCACUUCAUUUCGGGAUAAAAUUUGCUCGGGAUGCUGGCUUUUCUUCUAUUCUAAUUGAGUUUGAUUCACAAGGAGUGGUAAAUGCUGUAAAGAAGGAUGAGGAAGAGUCGUGGGCAUCAAAUGGGCAUCUUAUUGAUGAUAUUAAGAGGAGUCUGCAACAUUUUGAAGAUGUUACAAUCUCUUUUAGUCCAAGGGGGUGCAAUCAAGUAGCUCAUUUUCUAGCAAAGCAUGCACUUAAUUGUAAUACUAUAGUGACUUGGAUUGAAGAGGUUCCCUUCUGCCUUGAAUUAAUUGUGAAAGAUGACAUUGUUGUUUCCUCUUAA
Molecule: messenger RNA, 669 nt
Organism: Prunus avium (sweet cherry)
Lineage: Eukaryota; Viridiplantae; Streptophyta; Magnoliopsida; Rosales; Rosaceae
Source: RefSeq, a predicted model, not a curated record